Musca domestica (house fly) is the source of this 1113-nucleotide messenger RNA. RefSeq lists its product as uncharacterized. The transcript is spliced from 3 exons. The record is from RefSeq and is a predicted model, not a curated record. Lineage: Eukaryota; Metazoa; Arthropoda; Insecta; Diptera; Muscidae. The coding region runs from base 374 to 1012 and encodes 212 amino acids.
AAACAAAUUUACUAAAAAAAAAAAAACAACCAAAAAAAACCUACAAUUUCAUGAGUAACUACAACUAGACAAACAAAUUAAAUGUUCAUUGUCGGCCGACCGACCACUCAUCCGGAAAGUACAAAAUAUAAAUACAACCUGACUCUGGGAAUCUGUAUUAUUGUUCUUCCAAACGUCUCCAACUUCGGAUGUGCAGUUUUUGUCGGAAUUGUUCUUCAAAUAUUUGACGCUCAGUGGUAUUCAUAGAGUGUUGCUGUUGGUGUUGUCAUUUAUUUUCAUUGUUGCGGUUGGAAUACUUAUAAAUUUUCUUAUUGUUAAACAAAAUUUAAUUAUUUUUGAAAACGUAAAACAAAGAAAAAAAAAACACAGCAACAUGAAUAGCAAAUUACUUAAAGUUCUGUUCCUCUUCACUUUGAUGCAUUUAUCGCGAGCCAUUGAAAAUGCCAAUAAUGCAGACACAUCCAAUGAUUUGCAGACAUCGGCCACUUCUGCCAAACUUCUCAAUCUAGGAGGUUUAUUAGGAGGAGGAAAUGCUUAUUAUCCCAGCAAUACCCGGCCAAAUUACUAUCCAUCCAACAAUGGCUUUUAUCCAUCGACAGGUUAUUACCCCUCAAAUGGGGGAUUUUAUCCCAGCACGGGAUAUUAUCCAACCACCGGUGGUAAUUAUCCCACAAAUGGUUAUUAUCCCACAAACAGCUACCCUAACUCAGGUUACCCCAGCUCUGGAUGGAAUAAUGCCGGUAGCUAUUAUCCCACCAAUACCUACUAUCCCAGUGGCACAGGAACCAACAUUCUACCCGGCAACGGUGGUUAUGGCGGCUAUGGAGGUAAUGGAGGUUUACGCCAAUACAGCGGUUAUUGGAAUCCCAAUUAUCAUGGUCGUCGGAAUCUUGGCUAUGGCUAUUAUAAAAACACCGAUCGCUAUGGCCUGCCAAAGCUUAAGAGCAAAGCUCAAUAUACUAGCCGCCAAGACGCCGAUUGUAUGCCACACUCAUACAGAGGCUAUGAUUGAGUGGGGGACGCAUAAAAUAGAAUUGGUGUGGGAAAUUUUUGUAGGCAAUCGUUGUUGUUUUUGUACAUAUCAAAUAUAAUGCUUUAUUGGUAUUUAUGGAA